This is a messenger RNA of Daldinia vernicosa, 1480 nucleotides long. Its product is annotated as alpha/beta-hydrolase. The record is from RefSeq and is a predicted model, not a curated record. The transcript has 6 exons. Lineage: Eukaryota; Fungi; Ascomycota; Sordariomycetes; Xylariales; Hypoxylaceae. The coding region runs from base 117 to 1295 and encodes 392 amino acids.
GGUAAUGAACGAUCAACUGCCAAUUGUUCCAUUCAAUUUAUCCCUCAGAGUAUAUAGAGUACUAUACUAUACCGAAGGAGACUGGAACCGUUAAUGUCCUUAGAUCCUUAGCAGUUAUGACCUCGCGAACUCCACGAUGGGCCAUCCCCGUAGGCGUUAGUCUAGGCGUCCCAUUUGGUCUCUACCUGCUUUUCGUCUUACUAGGCGCCUCUCCUUUCUUUCAGAGACACUUUUUGUACUGUCAUAGAAUUAAUACAUCGUUCUGGCAUGACUUGAAUAAACCGGAGUAUUGGGGGUUCGCUAGAAACCAGGUAACACCUUUCUCGCUAAGUACCGUCGAUGGGGAGAGCAUCUACGCGUGGCACAUUCUACCUCUUACAACCUACUUGAAGCAUGAAGACAAGAUCCAGGCUCAACAACGAGGCUACUCCGAGGAUAUUACUAAAACGGAGUCAUUUAAGCUACUUAAAGAUGACCCCGAUGCUCGCAUUGUAAUAUAUUUUCAUGGGAACGCUGGUCAUGUUGCCCAGGGGUACCGCCCCGACAGUUAUCACACCCUGACUGAUUCGUCACAUUACCAUGUUCUAGCCAUUGAUUACCGUGGCUUUGGUAAAUCGACCGGUACGCCAUCAGAGACAGGGCUAAUCCACGAUGGUAUUGCUGCCGUGGAUUGGGCAAUGCAAGUGGCGGGCAUCUCAGCCGGCCGGAUUGUUAUAAUGGGCCAUAGCCUCGGAACGGCGGUUACGAGCGGCGUCGCAGAGCAUUUUGCUAUGCAAGGAAUCGAAUUCGCGGGUAUCAUUCUCAUUGCCGGGUUUUCGGACCUGCCAACUCUUCUUUCCUCAUAUUCAGCGGCGGGUUUUAUCCCAGUGCUUUCGCUUCUUCGCCCUAUCCCACCGGUCCUCCGGUUCUUCCAAAACUUCGUCGUGGAUAAGUGGAAAUCGGCAGAACGGCUUGCCCAUGUAGUGAGCUUGACACGAACAAGGCUACGGCUGACUUUUAUCCAUGCCAAAACUGACUUGGCGGUACCGUCUCAUGAGAGCGAUGCGUUAUUCAAAUCCGCGGCUAGCGCUACUAUUAGAGAAGACUUGGAUAGCGACAGCUUCUUAUCAUGGAAAGAACAACGAACCGUGCGCAGAGAUGAUGAGACAUUUACGACGGUUGCCAAAGCCGAACCAGAUAUUAUUAUCAGGGAAGAGCUUGUGUCGUAUAGUGGACAUAACGAAAUAAUGGUGUCUUCGUCAGUCUCGCUCGCCGUGAUGAGAUCGUUUGAGCUUGAUGCUAUAAGCACCUGUUAAGUUCCUUUAUGUCGCAAUGUCAAAUGUUAUAGACCUCAAUUAAUCAGAACAGUAGAAUUUUGUAUUGAUAAAAUUCUCUCUCAUACGCAAACAUCGAGAUCCAAGAGCCAAGACUAUCUUGUUUUAUAUACAUUUAUAUAUACAUCCAUCCAUAUGCGGCCACCUAUAUGCAAUUUAAAUGAUCU